CCUCACCUUCGUUCCGUCUCGCCUCCUUUGCCCUUUCGUUCGCCAUGGCCAUCACGAAGGAACCCGGUCAGAAGGGCGUCAGCUGGUCAAACAUCGCUGUCGGUGCUAUCAUGAACAUGGUCGAGGUCACGACUCUCGGUCAACCGCUCGAGGUCCUCAAGACCCAGAUGGCUGCCAACCGGUCACAAACCAUGUUCCAGGCUAUCAAGACCGUAUGGAGUCGGGGUGGAGUUGCCGGUUUCUACCAGGGUCUUAUUCCAUGGGCAUGGAUCGAGGCGUCAACGAAGGGUGCCGUUCUGCUCUUUACCGCCUCCGAGAUCGAGACCACCGCGACCUCGGCGGGCAUCAGCCCUGCUGUAGCCGGCCUCCUGGGCGGUAUGGGUGGUGGUAUCUUCCAAGCAUAUGCGACGAUGGGUUUCUGCACGUGCAUGAAGACUGCUGAGAUCACCCGGCACAAGCAGGCGGCGGCUGGCAUCAAGCCUCCGUCCACUUGGGCAGUCUUUGCCGACAUUUACCGUCGGGAGGGUAUUGCUGGCAUCAACAAGGGUGUGAACGCCGUCGCUGUCCGGCAAUGUACGAACUGGGGCUCUCGCAUGGGCUUCGCGCGUCUCGCGGAGGACAGCAUCCGGAAAUUCAAGGGCAAGGGCGAGGAGGAGAAGCUUUCGGCUCUCGAAAAGAUCCUUUCUUCGUCGAUUGGCGGUGCGCUCGCUACCUGGAAUCAGCCGAUCGAGGUUGUUCGGGUGGAGAUGCAGUCAAUGGCUAAGGGUGCGGAGCGGGGGGAGAAGAAGACGAUCCUCAACACGCUCUCGUACAUCUACAAGGAGAACGGGAUCAAGGGUCUGUACCGUGGUGUCACUCCCCGGAUAGGCCUUGGUAUCUGGCAGACUGUGUGCAUGGUCUCCUUCGCUGACUACGUCAAGCUCUGGGUCAAGGGCCAAUGAUGAUGAUGAUGAUGAUGCUUGCUGGACUGGUGUUUGUCGAAUAGACUCUUAGAGGCCACGAAGCUUAUUCGCGAUUUACCCUGUGAUUAUUGCUACCUUACGUUCUAUACCAAUGCUCUUAUGGCUGUG
This is a messenger RNA of Dichomitus squalens LYAD-421 SS1, 1070 nucleotides long. Its product is annotated as mitochondrial carrier. Gene Ontology annotation, biological process: mitochondrial citrate transmembrane transport; alpha-ketoglutarate transport. The transcript is spliced from 7 exons. Gene Ontology annotation, molecular function: tricarboxylate secondary active transmembrane transporter activity. The record is from RefSeq and is a predicted model, not a curated record. NCBI's taxonomy places the organism in Eukaryota, Fungi, Basidiomycota, Agaricomycetes, Polyporales, Polyporaceae. Gene Ontology annotation, cellular component: mitochondrion. Bases 45 to 941 code for a protein of 298 amino acids.